Messenger RNA from Molossus molossus (Pallas's mastiff bat), 2141 nucleotides. It is a transcript of the gene REXO4, whose product is annotated as REX4 homolog, 3'-5' exonuclease. The transcript is spliced from 8 exons. Gene Ontology annotation, molecular function: nucleic acid binding; 3'-5' exonuclease activity. The record is from RefSeq and is a predicted model, not a curated record. Gene Ontology annotation, cellular component: nucleus. The coding region runs from base 1 to 1341 and encodes 446 amino acids. Gene Ontology annotation, biological process: DNA catabolic process; rRNA processing. NCBI's taxonomy places the organism in Eukaryota, Metazoa, Chordata, Mammalia, Chiroptera, Molossidae.
AUGGUGAAGGCCGAGGGGCUGACCCCCGAGCGCGGCGCCGGGGCUGAGCCGGGGCUCGUCGGGACGCCGACGCGGAAGAAAAGGAAGAAGAGAUUCCGGAAAAACAAAGCGCGAGAAGUGCGCGGGAGACCGGGGAGCGAGCCCGAGGCCGGGCUGCGCCCUCCGAAGGCGCCGGAGGACUUCUCCCAGAACUGGAGGGCGCUGCAGCAGGUGCUGAAACAGAAAUCACAGGCCCCAGAAAAGCUUCCUGUUCUCUCUCAGAUGGAUUCCAGAAAACAACCCCACAAUAUUCGACAGAACAGAAAAGCAGAGAGAGAUGAGAUGGGGGCAGAAAAAACAGACCAAGUGGGUGGUGUUCCUCCAGGAUCUCUGUCCAACGGGAAGAUGCCAGCACUGCCCACAAAGGCCACCGGAGCAGAGCACAAUAAGAAAGGAGCCAAGAAAAGGACAGAUGGUGACAUUUCUCAAAAACGAGGGGACAUCAAACAUAAGAAGCGGAAAGCAGAGGCCGUGACCCCAGCCCCGCCCACCGAACAAGACAUCUGGUUCGAUGAUGUUGACCCUGCGGAUAUCGAAGCGGCCAUAGGCCCAGAGGCAGCCAAGGUGGCGAGGAAGCAGCUGGGGGAGGGGGAGAGCCACGCGGCGCUGGCGGAGGAGCCGGCCUUCGGCGGCCUGACGAAAGCCUUAGCCCUGGACUGUGAGAUGGUGGGCGUGGGCCCCGCGGGGGAGGACAGCCUCGCCGCCCGCGUGUCCGUCGUGAACCAGUUCGGGAAGUGUGUCUAUGACAAGUACAUCAAGCCAGCCCAGCCCGUGACUGACUACAGGACGGCGGUCAGUGGGAUCCGGCCAGAGCACCUCCAGCAGGGAGAAAAAUUUGAAGUUGUUCAGAGGGAGGUGGCAGAGAUGCUGAAGGGCCGGAUCCUCGUGGGACACGCGCUGCAUAACGACCUGAAGGUACUUUUUCUUGAUCACCCAAAAAAGAAGAUUCGGGACACACAGAAAUACAAACCGUUCAAGAGCCAGGUGAAGAGCGGGAGGCCGUCUCUGAAGCUGCUGGCAGAGAAGGUCCUGGGGCUGCGGGUGCAGCAGGCAGAGCACUGCUCGAUUCAGGAUGCCCGGGCAGCCAUGAGACUGUACGUCACGGUGAAGAAGGAGUGGGAGCGCAUGGCCCAGGACAGGCGCCCCGACAGCGGCAUGCAGGGAGCCCACCGCCCCGUGGCAGCAUCUCCGCCCACAGGCACUCGUGACCACGUCACAGGACAGACUGGGUCUCCCCUGAAGCGACAGAAUUGUGGCCGCAAGGGAUGGGGCGUGCUGCCGAAAACCACCUCUUCCCUCUGAUUUGUCCCUCUAAGACCUGGUCCCGCCCCAGGGGAGUGGGCACACAAGCAGGGCGCUUGUCCUGGGCACAGCCGGCAGGUCGGUGGUGGGGACCCGUGUGGACAUGCUUGGCCGAGCCCCAGCAUCAGGACGUCGGGGGUGGGGGGGCGUUGGCUGUGCCGGCACCCUCCUGUCCCCGCCCAUGUGACAGCGUGCUCGCUGGGGUCACUGCCUGCCAGGGCAGGAAGCACCCAGUGCAGUGGGGCUCCAGGUCUUCCUCCCAGCAGGCCCCUCCCCUCCGCCACCGCGGGCUGUGCAAAGACCUCUGCUUGACCCAGGGGCCUAGCCCGUGUCUGCAGCCACAGCCUCACCGAGGAGCGCUCCAAGUCGCCUUUGGACUGGGGGACUUGGAUGGCGGUGUCCCUUCUCUCCCCACCCCCACCGCCUGCCAAGCUGAAGCCCGAGGUCCGAGCCCACGCUGUGGCCGUGUCGGGCUCCGCUGCCCAUGCGUGCGAUGAGCUGUCACUGACGCGGUGUCUCCUGUGCUGGGACUGGCGUGCUGAGCUCGGGCGCUCUGAGCUGGGAAAGGGGGUUCCCGCGGGGAGCGGCCAGGUGCCUGGAGCCCGAGCUUCCCUGCGCCUCCGCCAGUACAGAAGGGCCCAGUCCACUGAGCAGAAAUGGAUAUAAACAAGGUUUUUACUCGCGGACGUGGUGGGGCGUCUCCCUCGUUCAGAGCCGUCUGGAAGGGCCCCCGUGCCUGCUGCUGCCGGCGAGUCCAGCACCGGAUCACCCCUCCCCGUCCCUAAGCAAACGCUGUUUCA